AUGGAUCCACACAGGCUUCUCAAAUGGUACGACGGGCUGUCUUCGAGAACAGUUGACCUUGUCGGCGAUUAUGCGGGCGACGAGCUUUUUAUCAUCGAUGGUGACUCCCUGCUAUUGCACGUGUUCUCCGACAAGAAACUCGAUUUCUCCCCGGGAUUCCAAAUUCUCCAUGCGACUUAUCUCGUCGAAAACUUCCUACAAAAACUACAGAAACGAAACUGUGUAUUCAAAAUCGCUUUUUCGGCUGACAAUGCCAAUCUUUGCGUUCCUGUCGGAACAGAAUCGCAAAGUCGCCAUCGAUUCCUCCUCACCCGCGAGAUCAUCACUCGACACCUGAAGGAAAAUACUCCUGCCGGGAAGUCGGGCCCCUCAGUCUGCGAAUUUAGUAGCUACAAUUCUGAAGAAUUUGCUUCGUAUCUGCACACAGUCGGGGCUUACUUUUUCAUGUGUCACGAUGGCGCCUUUUCCGAGCUUUUCCUCAAGCAGUGUGACAUGGACUCGGAUGAUACAACUGCUUCUGGGCCAGAAGAUGAACCGACGGAUGAGGAACAAUCAAAGAAAGAUAAAGAAUCCAUGGAUCACGCGGCCCAAGCCCUGCAGUGUCGCUUGGGGUUGCGAAAAAUGAUUUAUGGAUUUAUGGGCCACGGGUACAAUGUUGCACUGAUCAAUGGAUUGGAAUUCCGGGACACAAAAAUAUUUGCGAUGAUUAUUGAGAGAUCCUCAAGUGAUCCUCGAAGCAAGCACAUUACAGGUCAGACGAUCGACCUGCCGAAGGAUGAUUUAGGUGACACCACGACCGAUUCAGGGAGCUCACGAGAGGACGACGAUACAUUGUACACUGAACAUGGGGAUGACAACGUCCAAUCUCAGCAGGGUUCCUCUACUCAGGAGAUUCCUACGUGCACCUCGAUUGAGACAUCUUUCGAUCUGCGGCAAUUAAGCUCUGUCUUCGACAAAUUGAGGGCAAUGUCCCUGGACUUCACGCAACGCGACUAUCUGACCGUUGCUACUCUAAUCAUCAUGGUAGAGUCAGACCUCAUUGACAAGUCCGAGAUGGGGGCUGCACGGGCUAUGUUCUUGCAUAUAGUGCUCAUGCAGGACUGCAAGCUUGCGGAUCGUGCCAUUGGGACGGUGCAAGAGUUUGAACAGGGAAGUUUCCUGAACAAUUUUGCCAGCUUGAGCCACACUAUCUUGAGGUCUGCUGCUUGGCAAGAUUUUGUGUCUUGUUCGCAAGCAAGAUUCGACUUACACGACCUACUUGAUGGGCGGCUGUUCCUCUUUUUGGCCUCAAAAAUGAGCACACACACCGCGACGGAAACACUGAGUCCGUACAUUUGGUCCGAAUUCACCGAGCUUUGCUCAAAGCUUAAGGUGCUCCUUGACUUUGGACUCAGUAAUACCGACCCCGUACCGAAUGGGAUUUCUUCGAAAUCGAAGAAAACCGCCACGAAGAUGUCUAAGGGUGGCAAGCAAUCUCAAUCAAAUAAGAAGCCGCAAGAGAUCAUAAAAUCGGCGAAUUCUGUCCUUCCUUUCAAGAAUUCUGUUUUCGAUGUUCACCUGCGACCUGUGCACCUGUCCAUCGACGACUCUAUCGACGAGUCAACGGAGUCGGGCCCCUCCAAGACCUUUCAGGAGCUGAGCCAUUGGCACAAUUCCAAGCGAUCACUCGACGAAAAGUCUAACCCUCGUCUUGAUUCACGGAAAAAGAUGUUAUUGAUGCGACGUAACGACUUUUUCAUGGCAGAGAUGAGAGACUACGCUGCCAGCUUGACAAACGCAACUGGCGCGAUGCUUGAGCCAGAGACUGUCUUGGUAAAGUCCGCCAAAGAUAGUAAGAAAACAUCCAAGCAUCUGGCAAGCUCAACCAAUGGCACAGCUCCCACGACAGAACCACCGAAGACAAAGGUCCAAAGACAAGGGAAAUCAUCAGUACGGGAAGAUGCAUUGAAAUCCAAGCUAGCAAAGCAUGCCGAGGCUCGAGAGAAAUCUUUGAAACAAUGGUCUUUCACCAAGGGCAGCUUCGACAGGGAAGCUAAUUUGGUGAAGAGGUUCGCCAAAGCGAAAAGUCACCUUUCUGGGCUUGCAAAAGACCAGAGAGUUUUCCUGACCCCGGAAAUUCUGGUUUAUCAAUUAGAUACAUUGGUGAAACUGUUCCUUGAGACUGCUAAAGGCCAACAGAAGCAUUCUAACUCGACCAUUCAUUCAUUCAUCUGGGAGACAGUACGGCAAAUCUCAAGAUUGCAAGGCCCGCUUUCGUCUGACGCGGUAGCAUAUGUCACAAAAAUCAGUGGACUGCUGGGUUUACCGAGCGUCGAAAUCCAGUCCGCUAGCGAUCAACGAUUGUCAUUCCAAUGUGCGCAGUUGAGCAAAAAGGACCUCGAGGUAGCCAAAGUCUCGAAUUCCUCAAUUGAAUUCCAGCUUUCACAUGCUGGGCCAUUCAUGGAGCGCGACGUUGACGCCAGACCCGACAGUCGUGUUCACGACUUUGAGCCUGACAGAUGGCAACGCGAUGUCCUUGACCAAAUUGACGCAAAAAGAAGUAUUUUUGUUGUUGCGCCCACAAGUUCAGGAAAAACCUUUAUCUCCUUCUAUGCAAUGAAGCAGGUUCUGGAGGAGGACAACGACGGUGUUCUCAUUUAUGUCGCGCCCACUAAAGCCCUGGUUAACCAAAUCGCUGCAGAGGUUCAAGCGCGAUUUUCCAAGAGGUACCCUUACAGCGGCAAGUCAGUGUGGGCUAUUCAUACCCGUGACUAUCGUAUCAAUAACUCGUCUGGCUGUCAAGUACUUAUCACCGUCCCCCAUAUUCUGCAAAUUAUGUUGCUUGCUCCGUCGAAUGCAAACUCGUGGUCAUCAAGGGUGAAAAGAAUCAUAUUCGAUGAAGUGCAUUGCAUUGGUCAAGCAGAUGACGGCGUUGUGUGGGAGCAGCUCCUCCUGAUGGCGCCUUGUCCCAUCAUUGCUCUUUCGGCCACCGUGGGAAAUCCUCAGGAAUUUUGUGAAUGGCUCGCAAUGACCCAAAAGGCCACCGGAACCGAGUUGAAGAUGAUCGAACACAAGCAGCGAUACUCAGACUUGCGAAAAUUUGUUUACGAUCCUCCGGACAAUUUUGCUUUCGGCGGGUUCUCAGAGCCGAAAAGAAUCCCCCCUCUAGGACUUGAUGAAACACCGGGCAUGAGAUUUGUGCAUCCCGUUUCUAGUCUGUUUGACCGUUCAAGAGGCAUACCAGAGGAUUUGAGCCUCGAACCGAGAGACUGCCUUACACUUUGGAAAGCUAUGAAAAAGCAUGAGUGUCCUGGGUUUAUCUUGGAUUCAUCUAUGGAUCCAAACGCACGCCUUCCCCACGUGGUUCGAAAAGCGGACAUUGCGGAGUGGCAAUCUGUUCUCAAGGACACAUUGAGAAUCUGGAUGGCAAAUAAGGCAUCCCCUUUUGAAAAGGUGUUGGAAGAGCUGUCUGAAACACCGGCUCAAAUGCCCGAAUCGAACGAAUUCACAUCCAUGAAAGUUCCAAAUGAAUCGACUUCGGUGACGCCAAUCACUCGAAACGACAUAUUGGAGACGACACUUCCCCUUGUCUGCGCACUCCACGACCAGCAGGCACUACCUGCCCUGUUCUUCAACUACGACCGCAGCAGGUGUGAAGGAAUUUGCAAAAGGUUGCUUCAUGAGUUUGAGACGGCUGAGGAGAAGUGGAAGCAGACCAGCUCGACUUGGAAGAACAAUCUCGGAAAGUGGAACGAAAUGAAAGAAGCCCAGGCAAAACUAGCCAAGAAGCGGCCACCCAAACCCUCGAAGAAGAGCCAGGAGGGUGAAGAACUGUCGCGUGCGGAGCGCGAACAAGAGGCUGCCUUGAACGAAGCUAACCCACUCAACUCAUUCGAUCUCAAUGCUCCAGUCGAUGGCUUUCACGUGGCUAAUACCAAGACUCUGCUGGCUUCAGAAUUUGCGGAAUACGCUGAACAGCUUAGUCGCCGGGAUGUGCCAGAUUGGCUCAUCAAGGCAUUACGACGUGGAAUCGGCGUUCAUCACGCAGGAAUGAAUCGAAAGUAUCGCCAGGUCUGUGAGAUGCUCUUCCGCAAAGGAUACUUGCGCGUGGUCAUAGCCACAGGUACAUUGGCAUUGGGUAUCAACAUGCCUUGCAAAACUGUGGUAUUCUCUGGAGAUUCAGUUUUUCUAACUGCAUUGAACUAUCGUCAAGCCGCUGGUCGAGCUGGGCGUCGUGGAUUCGAUGUUCUCGGAAAUGUGGUCUUCCAGAAUAUCCCUGAAACGAAGGUUCAACGUCUCAUGAGCUCCCAGCUCCCGCGAUUGAGUGGCCAUUUCCCAAUCACCACGAGCCUGGUGCUUCGACUGUGUAUUCUCUUGCACGAGUCUAGAAAUGCACCAUAUGCUGUCAAGGCGAUCAAUUCCAUUCUAUCCUGCCCCAGAAUCUACCUCGGUGGGCAGGAAAUGAAGGAUGCCGUCCUUCACCAUUUGCGGUUCUCGAUCGAGUACCUCCGACGUAACGAUCUGCUGGCUCGAAAUGGGGCUCCGCUAAAUUAUGCUGGAUUCAUCAGUCACUUGUACUACACUGAAAAAUCCGGUUUCGCCUUCCACGCGUUGCUAAACGCUGGAUUCUUCCAUGAGCUCUGCACGCAGGUUGGUCGUCAGAGAAAGGCGACACUCCGCGAAUUGAUGCUUGUGCUAUCUCACCUUUUCGGCCGUCUACCAAUCCGUCAAGCAAACCUCGAGAACAUCAAAGACAAAACUAGAAAAUCAACCUCGGUUGUUUUGUUGCCUCCAAUGCCAUCCAAAGCAGCAAAGAUUCUUAAGAAACAUGACAAAGCAACUUUGAAGGUAUACACGGCUUAUGUGUCGACUUUCAUCGAGCAGCAUGUCCUUGAGCCUGACCGAUUUCUUCCAUUCUCUAAAAUCGCAUGUGGUGGUGAGAAAUCCUCGUCCGAUCUAAUUCCAGUUCUCGCCUCCUCCGCUAAGAAGAUCUUGAUAACGUCUCCUUUCUACGCGUUGUCGGGGAACAGUGACCAAGUGAAAAGCAUUUCAGAGCUUUGCCAAACUGUCAGGAGCGGAGUGUGGCUCGAAGAAGCCGUUGUGCCAUAUGUUGAAGUCUCCUUGGAACAAGAAGCGCCGCUGAAUGCCUAUCUCUACGACUUCUUCAAGCAUGGCAACGUGUCGGCAUUGCAACGAGAGAACGGCAUCCGCAGAGGCGACAUGUGGUUCUUGCUCAAUGACUUCUCUCUUGUUCUCGCAACAAUAGUGACAAGUCUGGAAAACUUCUUGAAGCUCACACCGGGCACAGACCUUGAAAUGCUGGAUCUUAUGGGUGAAGGCGAAUCCCACGACCUUCACUUAGACGACGCUGAUAUCGAGAUUAACGAAAAGAUCACUCUUCCUGAACGCCCGGCAAAAAAGCAGCCACCCAAAGCAAUCCCAAUUACUUCUACGACUGUCACUCGCGGAAAAGUCAAGUCGAACGCCGUGGCCGAUAACUGGGACGAUGAUUUGAGUGAUACGCCAAGUGAGGCCGAAGAGCCGCAACCACAGCCAAAGCAGCAGCAGCAGAAGAAGAAGAAGAAAGCAGCUCAGCAUGAGAGCAAGCAGUCUGCCGAGUCGAGUGGCAAAUUCACACCAUCCCCCUCCGCACAAAACGAUGAUCAUCGUAUCUUGGCCGUUUUGAAGGCUUUCAAGUUGUUGCAGAAGGAGUUCAAUGAUAACUUCAAGGCAUUCUGGGCGUGA
Messenger RNA from Penicillium diatomitis, 5724 nucleotides. RefSeq names its product putative DEAD/DEAH box helicase. Bases 1 to 5724 code for a protein of 1907 amino acids. NCBI's taxonomy places the organism in Eukaryota, Fungi, Ascomycota, Eurotiomycetes, Eurotiales, Aspergillaceae. Gene Ontology annotation, molecular function: ATP binding; nucleic acid binding. The record is from RefSeq and is a predicted model, not a curated record. The transcript is spliced from 4 exons. Gene Ontology annotation, cellular component: cytoplasm.